Molecule: messenger RNA, 2937 nt
Organism: Spodoptera littoralis (African cotton leafworm)
Lineage: Eukaryota; Metazoa; Arthropoda; Insecta; Lepidoptera; Noctuidae
Source: the annotation of a GenBank genome assembly
AUGACAGAUCGAGAUUUGUCUUACAAAGUGGAAUAUGCUAAAAGUGGAAAAUCGACAUGCAAAGCAUGUUUUAACAAAAUUGAUGAAGGUGCUGUACGAAUAGCUGUUUUGGUGCAGUCGUUUCGCUUUGAUGGCAAGGAAUCUAGGUGGCAUCAUGAAAAGUGUUUCUUUAAAUCAAACCAGCCUACUUCCACUGCUGAGAUUGGCAACUUUUAUAAUCUUAAGAGUGAUGAUCAGACGAGAAUCAAAUCUCAAAUUGAAAAACCAAUUGGUAUGGUGGUGUCGGUCACAAAGCCUAGCAAUCCUGGGAAAAGACCUACGGACCCUCAAGCUGUGUCUAACGCACAAGCACUAAAAGACUACUUUAUACAGUGCUGUAAAAGUAACAAGAUAUCAUGUACUCAUUGUAGCAUUAAAAUAUGCAAGGAUGAAAUUCGUGUUUCAAAAAAUGUUCAAAAUAAGUUGCUAAAAAAAAAGGUUCCUUUAUCAUACCACAUCAAGUGCUUUGUGGAACUAAGGAGUAAACUACAUUUCUACGCUGGCGGGGACAGUAUACCUGGAUUUAAGACUUUGCCGAAGAAGGCCAAGGAGAUGGUGAUGGCAGAGAUAAAACCAUUGAGUGAUGAUGAAAUUCCCAUAAAGAAAUUAAAAACAGAAACAAGCGAGGAAGACAAGAAGAAAAUGAUGGAACAAAAUGAUCUAUUCCAUAAAUAUAGAAAAGCACUAAGUGUGCUUUCUAAAAAAGAAAUGGAAAAGCUAUUAGAGGCGAACUCACAGAAGUUACGUCACAAUGCUGGCCCUAAUGAGCGUUUGGACAGCCUUGCUGAAUGCAUGGCGUUCGGGAAACUGGAGCCCUGCGAGGAGUGCAAGCAAGGACAACUAGUGCUACUCACUAACAAAUAUAAAUGCACUGGAAACUUAACUGAGUGGACGAAGUGUGCAUACGUAACCCAAAACCCUAAGAGAUCGCCAAUGGUCAUACCGACCGAAUUUGCGAAUAACCCAGUCUUUGAGAACUUCACACCUAGUACUGAUGUGAGACUAUUGGAAACAGCACCUGAACCAGACGCACCCCUUGCUACUCCGGCCAAGAAAGAGGUGUCCAUACCACCACUAAAAGACCUACAGUUCUUCUUUUAUGGUGAUUUUGAUAAUAAGGAAGAAAUUCACAAACGGAUCUUGAAGUUGGGUGGCGUAGUCAUAACUAAAUUAUUAGACAGUACCGCUGCUGUUAUCUCUACUAAGGCUAAUGUGGAAAAAAUGCUAUUUAAAAUGAAAGAAAUCCGAUCAAAAGAUAUUCAGGUUGUUGAAGAAACAUUCUUCGAUAUAAUUGAAAAAGCUGGUUCUUGCACUGUCGCUCAGUCAUUGGAACUGAUCAAAGAAAAUAAUAUCACUGAUUGGGGAUCCGACCCAGCGUCGAGAGUUCCCGCUAAAGUAUUAGGAGAAAUUUCUACAAACUCCAUGCUAAAAAUUGCAGGGGGUUCAUCUGUAGAUCCAGCUUGUGGUUUAAACAUUAACAAAUUUCACGUGUAUGUGGAUCCUAACAACAUUAAAUACACCGUGGUACUGUCAUUAACUGAUGUUGUCGCACAGAAGAACUCUUACUACAAGAUGCAAGUGUUGGAGGCCGAUGAUAAAAGAGAAUACUGGCUAUUCACUUCGUGGGGUCGUAUCGGCACUAACAUUGGCAAUUUUGACACCAAAAAAUGUAAUUCUCGAGGAGGAGCUAUUAAAAGGUUCGAAGAGCUCUUUCGGGAAAAAACACAAAAUGACUGGAACAAUAGAGGGCAAUUUAAAAAGGUGCCGGAACGAUACUAUCCAUUAGAAAUGGACAACGCGAUCGAUUUUGGCUCGAAUGAAAUUCUGGCCGUGAGCGACAAAUGUGCCCUCGACAAGUCUGUACAAAAACUUAUUAUCAAGCUGUUUGAUGUCAAAACAAUGAAUAAGACGUUGACAGAAUUCGAGCUCGACACUGUGAAGAUGCCGCUGGGACAACUAUCGAAAACCCAAAUUAUCGCAGGAUACACUAUUUUGUCGGAAGUUCAGGCAUUGAUUGAUAGUGAAUCUACCGAAAAAGUUAAAUUAAUAGACGCCACUAACAGAUUUUUCACAUUGAUCCCUCACAACUUCGGCACGAACAAUCCACCGUUACUCGACAACAUGGAGAUAAUCCGCUCUAAGGCGGCCCUGUUAGACAACUUACUUGAGAUAGAACUAGCUUACAGCUUGUUCAAAAUACGAACAAAUGAAAGCAAUCCUAUAUUGGCUAACUAUUUAAAGUUGAAAGUGGACAUCGCACUGCUGCCGAAUACUUCGCCCGAGUACGCGAUGAUUAACGAAUACUUGACCAACACGCAUGGACACACUCAUGUGAAGACAUACACUUUAAACAUUCAAAAGGUAUUCAAAGUGGUUCGUGAGGGAGAAGAUGACCGUUUCACACCAUUUAAAAAACUUCACAACAGACGUCUACUUUGGCAUGGAUCCCGUACUACCAAUUUUGUUGGUAUCCUUUCUCAAGGUCUCCGCAUAGCGCCACCCGAAGCCCCGGCGACGGGCUACAUGUUUGGUAAAGGAGUGUACUUUGCGGAUAUGGUGACCAAGUCUGCCAACUAUUGCUAUAAAACUGUUUUUGAUACCGUUGGAUUCAUGCUGCUAUGUGAAGUUGCUCUUGGAAAUAUGCACAUAGUUCAAGAUUCAGACAAGACACCAUUGCCACCGGGUAUGCACUCUAGAUUUGGAGAGGGUGGCACGAUGCCAAACCCUGCUGAAAAUAGGGUUUUGGACGACGGAACUAUCGUACCACUUGGCAAACCUAUACCGAACCGGCCAUGUUCAAGACGCAGGCUCUUGUAUAACGAAUUCAUUGUUUACAAUGAGGCGCAAGUUAAAGUAAAGUACUUGUUGCAGGUCAAUUUCAAAUACGUGAACAUAUAG